AUGAAUUACUUUCACCGCCCUGCUUCUGCUUCAAAAGCUCAAGCUCGAGCUCAAGCUUCGACUUCACAAUUUCUCUUCAAUUCCUCCAGAUCUCAUCCUCAACCAAAUAUGGAGAACCAUCGGCAACAAGAGGAGUCAUCUACAUCGGCAGUGGCUUCUCCAGCCGAAUCUAAAAAGCCAAGGAAGAAGAAGGUUCUGUUGAUGGGAAAAUCAGGUUCCGGAAAGAGUUCAAUGAGAAGCAUCAUCUUCUCGAACUAUGUCGCAAAGGAUACGAGACGAUUGGGUGCAACGAUUGACGUCGAUCUUAGCCAUGUCAAGUUUCUGGGAAAUUUAACACUGAAUCUGUGGGAUUGUGGAGGGCAGGAUGCAUUCAUGGAAAACUACCUCUCCCAGCAACGUCAACAUGUCUUCUCAAGUGUCGGUGUACUAAUAUACGUUUUCGAUAUUGAAUCUCGAGACUUUGACCGCGACCUUUUAACAUAUCGCUCGAUCAUUACAGCACUCACUCAAUUCUCACCAACUGCAAGCAUUUACGUCCUUGUACACAAAAUGGAUCUUGUCCUUCCGAACACACGUGAGGAUAGCUUCCAUCAAAAAAUAUUAGCCGUCAGAUCCAAAUCAGAAUCUUUCAAUAUCGUACCAUUUGCAACAUCUAUUUGGGAUCAAUCACUUUAUAAAGCAUGGGCGGAAAUCAUCCAUGAUCUCGUUCCAAAUCUGGGAGAAAUAGAAAGACAUCUCUCUUCACUCGGAACUAUCAUUGAAGCUGAGGAAGUGCUCUUAUUCGAGCGCUCCUCUUUCCUUGUUGUUUCAAGUUGGACAUCGCCAGAAGGAGAAGCAAAUCCUACGACGGAUCGGUUCGAGCGCCUUUCAAACAUCAUCAAAAACUUUAAACAAAGCACUUCUCGUUAUACCGGUACACCCAAAUCCGCAGAACAGUUUAGCCUUUUUGAGUUGAAGAUGCCAAACUUUUCGGCCAUCCUUCCACCUGGAGAGGAACGAUUUAAUUGUGCUCUAGAGAACGCGAAGAUAGCUGCGAGGGACUUUGAAGAGCUUGACAGUCCAGCGAGGAAAAGUGCUGAUAGAGGGGCAACAACUACUGAGGCUGGGGUUAUUUAA
Sclerotinia sclerotiorum 1980 UF-70 is the source of this 1116-nucleotide messenger RNA. RefSeq lists its product as hypothetical. Gene Ontology annotation, cellular component: fungal-type vacuole membrane; Gtr1-Gtr2 GTPase complex; nucleus. The transcript has 3 exons. Gene Ontology annotation, biological process: cellular response to starvation; cellular response to amino acid stimulus; positive regulation of TOR signaling. The record is from RefSeq and is a predicted model, not a curated record. NCBI's taxonomy places the organism in Eukaryota, Fungi, Ascomycota, Leotiomycetes, Helotiales, Sclerotiniaceae. Gene Ontology annotation, molecular function: GTPase activity; GTP binding. The coding region runs from base 1 to 1116 and encodes 371 amino acids.